This is a messenger RNA of Monoraphidium neglectum, 464 nucleotides long. RefSeq names its product F1F0 ATP synthase, alpha subunit. NCBI's taxonomy places the organism in Eukaryota, Viridiplantae, Chlorophyta, Chlorophyceae, Sphaeropleales, Selenastraceae. The transcript has 5 exons. The record is from RefSeq and is a predicted model, not a curated record. The annotation marks the transcript as partial.
AUGCACCGGGCGCGCGGCGGCGGCAGCAUGAGCCUGCUGCCGCUGGUGCCCGGCCGCCCGGCGACAGGCACAUCCCGAAAGGCCAUCGAUAUGAGCAAAUACCAGACGCUGUCAGAGGACCAGAAACAGCGCAUCGCGCUCGUGCUGGCGCAGCGUGAGAAGCUGGAGGCAGCUGUGGCGGCCCCGGGGGAGCUGGGCACCGAGGCGGUGGAGGAGUUUAUGUCCAUCAGCGACGGCCAGUUGGUACUCGAGGCGCCCCCGCCAUCGCUGUCGCCGUCGUCGCCGCCUGCGGACGGCCCCGGCCCCUACCGCGCGAACCCGAAGCUGUCCAUCACGCGCAUCGGCUCGAGGGCGUACCCCAAGGUCCUGGAGGAGCUGGCCCCCCAGAUCAGGCUGCAGCUGGCGCAGGCGGAGGACGCGCGGCGGUUCGCGCUGGAGGCAAACAACGACCCCUUGCUGCAGCG